CUACGGUGUCUUCCUCGCCGUUCAGCUCGCGCAUAUCCUGCGUUUUGCAAAAAGGGUCGCAAUGCUGCGCCCCAAAGCCUUGACCCAGGUGCUGAGCCAGGCCAACACAGGAGGAGUGCAGAGCACCUUGCUCCUGAACAAUGAGGGCUCUCUCCUUGCGUAUUCCGGAUAUGGAGAUACAGAUGCCAGAGUCACGGCAGCCAUUGCCAGCAACAUCUGGGUGGCCUAUGACAAGAAUGGCCACCAGGCGUUCAAUGAAGACAACUUGAAGUUCAUCCUCAUGGACUGCAUGGAGGGCCGUGUCGCAAUCACCAGAGUUGCCAAUUUACUGCUGUGCAUGUAUGCAAAGGAGACGGUGGGCUUUGGGAUGCUGAAGGCAAAGGCACAAGCUUUGGUCCAGUACCUGGAAGACCCUCUCACCCAGGUGGCAGCAUCAUGAGCUGUGGAGCCAAAGAUAUGGGGGGAAAGGCUUUUGUGACUUUACUCAGAAGGAGCUAUUUCCGAAACAGACUUUUACACAGGAGAAACUGGGUGCUUGGCAGGGG
Molecule: messenger RNA, 545 nt
Organism: Euleptes europaea (tarantolino)
Lineage: Eukaryota; Metazoa; Chordata; Lepidosauria; Squamata; Sphaerodactylidae
Gene: LAMTOR2
Product: late endosomal/lysosomal adaptor, MAPK and MTOR activator 2
Exons: 4
Coding region: 62-439 (125 amino acids)
Biological process (GO): cellular response to amino acid stimulus; positive regulation of TOR signaling
Cellular component (GO): Ragulator complex
Molecular function (GO): guanyl-nucleotide exchange factor activity; molecular adaptor activity
Source: RefSeq, a predicted model, not a curated record